Penicillium diatomitis is the source of this 1833-nucleotide messenger RNA. RefSeq lists its product as uncharacterized. Gene Ontology annotation, cellular component: Rpd3L complex; Rpd3L-Expanded complex. Gene Ontology annotation, biological process: negative regulation of silent mating-type cassette heterochromatin formation; negative regulation of rDNA heterochromatin formation. The record is from RefSeq and is a predicted model, not a curated record. The transcript has 4 exons. The coding region runs from base 1 to 1833 and encodes 610 amino acids. NCBI's taxonomy places the organism in Eukaryota, Fungi, Ascomycota, Eurotiomycetes, Eurotiales, Aspergillaceae.
AUGUCGCCUCGUCGCUCCUCGCGAGCUCGCACCACGCAGCCAUCUCCGGCUCUCCUCCAACACACCAAUUCCUCCAGCUCCAAUAACUCCCACCCUCGCGAGCGAAACACUCGAUCUCACCACAAAACAAACUCCCCUCAUCGGUCCUCCGGCCAUCGUUCUCAGUCCAGUGACGACCAUGACACUGGCUCGAGGCCGGAUCUGCCCCAAACACGUCAGCGCCAGCGCACUCGUGGUGAUAAUCAUGGCACCAACCGAGAGGAUGAUGAGGAUGAUGUUGAAGAAGAUGAGGAGGAGGAGAUAACUCGGUGUCUUUGCGGUCAGCAAGAUUAUCCAGGGUUGCCUCCAUCUCGUCGGGACGCUCUCGGUCGCAUGGACGUCAAACAAGACGAAGGCGUUGCAACCACGGAUACGUCUGAUCUACUGCCGGACGACCUAGGAAGCAUGUUCAUUCAGUGUGACUCAUGCAAGGUGUGGCAGCACGGUGGGUGUGUGGGUAUCAUGGAUGAGGAGAUGAGCCCCGACGAGUACUUUUGCGAAAAAUGUCGCAAGGAUUUACACAGAAUCCGUGGCGAGCCCAACGGACAGCACUCGUCAACCUAUCUCCCUGUGGCUCCAGCGUCAUCACCUGCGCCAUCUUCCCGAGCAUCCUCCCAUGAUACCUCACGACGCUCGAGGGACUUGAAAUCGCGAGGUAGCGAAGGCGCAUCGAAUCCUAAGCGGCGAUCGACAAUGAACAGCCGGGACGCUGCUUACGACGAGGAAGAAUUGAUUCGGCGCGCCAUUGAGGAGAGUAAGGAAGAGACCAAGAGCAACGAAGAUGAGACAGCCCCGCGACUGAGCAAGCGGAGCCGGAGUGAAAGUGAAUCGAACAGACGCAGCUCAAAGCGCCCACGAACCUCAUCCCCUUCACCAACUGUAAUUGCCAAGCCGAGCCCUCCACUGUCCCGGGUACCAUCUGAGGACGAGUCCAAACCGAAACCCACCAAUGGCACACGACGGCAAAGAGCGACAUCGCGUGGCCAGCGAGACAAAGAGCCCACCAAGGAACCGGAGGAGCGAGAGCCCGAAGUACCCGAGGCUGGUGCACGUCGCAAGGACAGGCCUAAUCGACGCAGAGGCGAUGAAUCCGAAGUAGACGUUGGGUCUCCAACCAAGGCCGCAGCUCCAGCGCCCCCGCCUCCCGAGCCCGAGCCAGCUCAGCCUAGUCCGAUCACUCCCACUCCACAGGAAGCAACACCCGCGCGGCCCUCGACACGAAAGUCGGGACGUCCUCCAGCUCGUCGUGGCGGGCGAGUGGGACGGAAUCAAUAUACGAAAGAUCGAGAUACAAAUGGCAACGGCACCGAGUCACCGCGACGAGGUCAUUCGCAUGAUAUCGGAAGUGACUCUCCUCGUAUUGGAUAUACCAAUGGCGCUCACGUGAAUGGUGGUGACACAGGGCGACCAAACAAGUCUCGCCAUAUGCACGCACAGCGCACAACGAUGAAUGAGAUGAAGCGGCGUGUGGCCGCCAUCUUGGAGUUCAUCUCUCGAAUGCAGGUGGAGAUGGCAGUCAACGGCGAGAACCCCCUCACACCCACUGGGAAUGGCGAUCGAACUCAAGGAUUACUGUUGAAGAACAUGGUCGACCAAAUUGACAGCGCCAUGGUUUCCACUGUCAGUGACGGCGGAGAAUCAUUACCAGCAAUGACCGACGGUGAAGGCACUGCGUCGUUAGUCUCAGCCCAUGAAAAGGACUUCAAAGACCUGAGCAGCAUCGAAAUGAUGGACGUGCUCACACGACACUUGUUGAAAUGGCAGCAAGAGUAUGGCAAAUUUGGAGAGCGGUAG